AUGCCAACACAAACUCGCGAUGCUGUUGAUACCGCUCCGGCUGAACUGCUCACAGAUGAAGUCAAGAGCCAGUUGCAAGAAGCGAUCAAGACCGUGUCUGAAAAGCAACUACGCGAAUUUGUCGCUGAACUCGCCCGCAAGGAGCCUGCAGCGGAGAGGGAACUGGUGAAGAUGCUGUUGGUGCCGCGUAGCAAGCGGAAGAGGGCGGACGAGGUGCAGAGUCGUUGGAUGGCAUGUGCGAACUGCAGGGUCGAGUACGAUGUUGGUGAGGAUAGGAAGGCUGGCGAGUGCCAGUAUCAUCCCGGCGAACUAGAACCGGAUUAUGAGGCGUUUGUGGAUGAUGAUUAUGAUGAGACGACGAUCGAAUCUGAGGAGUUGAUGCAGGAAUUUCCAGAAAAUUAUAACUGGACUUGCUGUGGGGAAGAUGGCACUGUGGAAGGUUGCAUAGCGGGGAAGCAUGUGCAUGGCGGAGAGUCGAAGAAGCGUAAGAGAUGA
Dacryopinax primogenitus is the source of this 495-nucleotide messenger RNA. RefSeq lists its product as uncharacterized. The coding region runs from base 1 to 495 and encodes 164 amino acids. The transcript is spliced from 2 exons. Lineage: Eukaryota; Fungi; Basidiomycota; Dacrymycetes; Dacrymycetales; Dacrymycetaceae. The record is from RefSeq and is a predicted model, not a curated record.